Dreissena polymorpha is the source of this 4322-nucleotide messenger RNA. RefSeq names its product TBC1 domain family member 31-like. Gene Ontology annotation, molecular function: protein binding. The record is from RefSeq and is a predicted model, not a curated record. The coding region runs from base 181 to 3417 and encodes 1078 amino acids. Gene Ontology annotation, cellular component: centrosome. The transcript is spliced from 24 exons. NCBI's taxonomy places the organism in Eukaryota, Metazoa, Mollusca, Bivalvia, Myida, Dreissenidae.
AAAUGCAAACAUGUCAAUACACAUUCAAAACAAAUCACUGUCAAAACUAUUGUUUAUUGUUUGCAAUCGGCAAUACUAAAUAAUGUCGUUUGGUUGAAGUUAAAUUUUUAUUGGCAAUCAAAAUUAAUAAUCCUGAUGUUAAAUUUAUAGGCUUUAAGUUAAAAGGUAUAAACAAAAACAAUGCAGCAUCUCGACGUUUGUGGAAAAACAUCGGGCAAGGUUUGGCACAGGAAACCUACCCCAUCGACAGAUAAUGGGGUCAUGGUCAACAUCACUCACACUUCAGCCAGUACCAUCUCCAAGGGAAGAGCAGUGCGCUUUAUGCAUUCAGCUUUUGACAACACUGGAGAGGCAUUCAUGGCAGGGGACCAUCAGGGGAAUGUUUACAUGUUUGACCUUGCCAAAAACAGGUUUUCACUUGUGCAGAAAUGUGGGACACCUUGUACAUCACUGGCUCUAGGUCUGCGCAAGAAGUCAGAGUUCUUGAUCGGACUUUCUGAUUAUUCACUUAAAUGUUAUGAUACAGACACAAAAGAGAUGGUGGCGUGGAUGAAGGGUCAUGAGUCUGCCAUCCACAGUAUCUCUGUGCACGCCUCGGGUCGCUACGCCCUCACCACGUCAGCUGACACCGCCCAACUGUGGGACCUUGACACCUUCCAGAGGAAGAGAAAACUCACCAUCAAGGAGGACGUUGGCAUCAUACAGGUAUUCUUCCUGCCUCUCAGCAACACCAUCAUCACAGGGUUCAGAGAUGACACAAUAUUCGCCUGGGAGUCAGAUUCUCUCACUUGUAAAUUUCAACUGCCAACACCGCCUGGGAAAUCACCGCAGUACCGAAGUUUUGCAGCCACCAAGGAUGGUCGUAUUCUGGCGGCCGGAGGCAAGUCACGGUUCAUCCACCUUUGGGCUCUGGAUACACGGAAGCUGCUGAGAAUCGUAGAGAUGCCUGACAAAGUCACCUCCAUCAAACAGCUGCUGUUCCUUUCAGAGAAUUUUGAUGAAGGUGCAAGUCAGGUGCUUGGGGUGCUAUGCCAGGACGGCAUUCUCAGGUUCAUCAACAUCCACACAUGCAAGCUCCUGUUUGAUGUUGGGGAGGUAGGCAACAAGGUGAACAAUGUCACUGCCAGCCCUAAUGGCCGCUAUAUAGUCACGGUGAAUGAAGACGGAACGAUGAACGUCUGCUGUCUCCAGGCUCUGUCCUCAGAGAUAAACAAGCCCCCUGCCCCCCUUGUGAAAGUCGUGACAAACAACAAGAUGUCCAACAACACUGUUACCUCAGAAAAGUCUGAUCGAUCUUCUAAGAGCUCCAAGCGAGCUCGACCAGUGUCAGCCCCGAACCUGAGAGGGAAAGAGAACAGGGCAAGGUCAAAUGGAGAAGCAGAGUCUGACGUGAAUGAACUACCAGAAGGACUGAAUAUGGAGAGAUUGCAGGCAAUAUUGAAGGGCUACUAUGAAUACCCUGGCAAAUACAGGAUGUUUAUCUGGCGUUCCAUCCUGAGGCUUCCAGAAAAUCACUCAGCCUACGCGGCCCUUGUGGACAAGGGAACACACCCGGCAUUUGAGAAGCUCAACGAUGAGUACCCCAUCAAGAGCCGCAGGCUGCUGAGAAUUCUGCAGAGAAUUCUGUCUGCCCUUGCCAACUGGUCACCAAUCUUUGGCGAGACCCAGUACCUGCCUGUGUUGGCUUUCCCAUUUGUGAAGGUGUUCCAGAACAAUCACCUUGUCGCAUUUGAGAUUAUCGCUAGCAUUUUGGUGAACUAUGCCCAGCACUGGUUUGAGUACUUCCCCAAUCCUCCCAUCAACAUCCUGGGCAUUAUAGAGAAUGUGAUUGGUCACCAUGAUAGAUACCUCCUCCAGCAUUUUGUCAAGUACAACGUCACCUCACAGAUCUACGCAUGGCCAUUGCUGGAGACGUUGUUCUCCGAGGUGCUAACACAAGAGGAGUGGAUGAUGCUGUUUGACAACGUGUUCAGCAACCACCCAGCCUUCCUGCUCAUGGUUGUGGCAGCCUACGCCAUGUGUGCGCGGGGACCUCUCAUGCAGUGUGUCGAGCUUGAUGACUUCAGGUAUUUCUUCCACCAUCGUAAUGCAGUUGACUUGAAGCAAGUGUUGAAAGAGGCCUACAGAAUCAUGGACGCCACCCCCGAUGAUAUUCACCCUAAAAAUACUCUUGAGGAUUACAAACCCCUAACCAAGGGACAAUACCCAGUCUUCAACAAAUAUCCCAAGUUCAUCGUUGAUUAUCAGGUUCAAGAAAGGGAGAGAAUCAGACUAGAAGAGCUGGACUAUCUUAGACAAAGGCAGGUGUCUAUGGACAUGCAGCACGAGACCCAGCGUAGACAGCAGGAGGAAGAAGCCUGGUACCGGCAACAGAAACUGCUCCUGGAGGCGGAGGACAAACGACGCAAGAUGAUCCACGAUGAGGAGCAGAAACUCACAGACCAGAGGAAACGGUUGAAUGCCCUGAACCGUGAGGUGAAGUUUAAGGAGCUACAGUUGCUGGACGCAGCUCGCAGGAAGUUCCUGCACUUCCAGAAGUCCCAGAGGGAGGCGGAGCUUAAACGCCUUGAUGACGAGGUCCAGAGGAAGGCGUUAAUGAGGGAUCAAGAGACGGAGCAGGCCAUUGAGGAGGCUGAGAUACGCAACAUGGAGCUCCAACUCAAGAAGAAGAUGUUUGAACAGGAGUUGUUCCGUGAGUAUGCGACGUCAUCUCACCACCUUCGGACGGAGCAGGACAUGCACCGCAAGCAGGCUGAGCUAGAGGACCGCAUACAGCAGCGACUGAAGGACGCGGAACGAGAACGAGAGAUGGAGGCCAGAAAGACAAUGGAGGAGAAUCUAGCGCGUGCCUCUCAGAAGAACGUGGAUGUGUGGGCGGGCAACGAGGUGGAGUACAGACACAGACUGGAGGACCUGCAGCGAGACGUCAGGAAUGUCCAGUUGGCCAGAAUCAGUGCAGAAAACAGGUCUUUGGAACACGAGGUCCACGGACUGAUGAAGAAGUGUCAAGAGCAACGGUUGGAUGAGAAGGAUGGAGGGGAGGAGGAGCUAGCUGAGCAGCGCAGGGAGGCAACGGAGGCUCAUGGGCGCAGACUGGACUUUGUGGCUGCCGAGGCUGAGCGAGGUCAGGCACACGGUCGUGAUCUCACUGAGGACGCCAUCGACUCCACAUACAGAUCAAGACUGGGCCAGUCCUAUCUGGAUGGGACAACAAGAUCUGAGCUAUUGAAGUCAUUUGAGUCAUUGUCUACCAAUGACACUGACGCUAUGGCAACCUCAAUAUCUCUAGAAACAAAGAGACGUGGAUUUGACGAGCGCGAGAUCAGUCUUCUGAAUGAAGUGAGACGACUGAGGCAGAAACUGGCAACAGAAGGCCGUAACAGAAAACCCCCUCCUGCCGUUAGCUGUGAUGCAUAAACAUUAUGAAUUAACAUUUAGUUUCAGGGGCAUUUAAUUAAGAAAACAAAGAAAAAACAGUCAAUACCCUGGUAUACUUGAAUGUUGUCUUCAGGACUUAACACGAUAAUAAAAUCUUGUGUUUCUUGAUAUCUUUUUAUUGAACUGUUGUUUUCUCAGAGGAAAUAGCUUAUUAACUUAUUUAAGCAUUGUAAACUCAUAAAAAAUAUCCAACUGAUUGUAUUCAUUUUUUAGGCUUACUUGAAUACUAGUAGAUAGGGGCACUGACAAAUGAAGAGGGAUUAUAUAUGGUUUUAUAAGGUAGUGGCAAUGAUAAAAAGUGAGCUUGAAAAAACAUUUUGACACUGCCGAUUAUUGGAAGUUCAGUGGUAGACAUUUUAUCUGUGAUAUUUCCCAAAAUUGUUUUAUUUGUCCCAGAGUAUGUAUUUUGCUACAGUGUAAUUACAGUUGUUUGCAUCUAUAGAUAGAUGUAGAUAUGUGAGUUGUGUAGUUAUUGUGAAAGUUAUGUAGCAAUCAUGAAAGUUGUGUAGUGAUUGUUAUACAUGUAGUUAUGUAGCUAUCAUGAAAGUAUGUAGUGAUUGUUAUAGUUAUGUAGCAAUCAUGAAAGUAUGUAGUGAUUGUUUAAGUGAUGUAGCAAUCGUGAAAGAUGUAUAGUGAUUGUUAGUUAUGUAGCAAUCAUGAAAGUUGUGUAGUGAUUGUUAAAGUUAUGUAGCAAUCAUGAAAGUAUGUAGUGAUUGUUAUAGUUAUGUAGCAAUCGUGAGAAAGUUUUGUAGUGGUAAUGAGCGGGACAGGUUUACUUGUUUGCGUUAUUUGAUAAUUUGUAUUAUUUAUUUAUAUAUGAUUAUGAUUACUUUAUUUUGUAGACAUAAUGUAAUAAAGGUAUGAAAAUAGCUGUUUUAAUGAAA